UCCCUCGACCGGAUGUAACCUGUCCACCAAGGCAUUGUGGGAAGUCGUCCUGUCCCUUUGUCCUUGUGCUGCUCCUUCUCUCAGCUGCACACACAACGCAACAACUGCGCCAAAAUGUUCAGACAACUCGUGUGUUUGUACCAACAGGGACUUCGGCAGCUUUCCAGCCGCACCGUUACCAGCAGCGCCAGCAGACCGAUGGAGAACUCUGUGAAGCAAAAACAAAAACUCUUUCAGGAGGAUAACGGUCUACCCGUCCAUCUUAAAGGCGGCACGAGGGACGCUCUGCUCUACAGAGUCACAAUGACUCUCACUGUGUUCGGGGCUGCGUUUGUAGUGUAUGAGCUCUUCAGUGCAGCAAUGCCCAGGAAGCCACACUGAGGGGGGAUGGACUUCUUAAUUUAUCUGAUGCAACAAUCAUCGCAUCAUGACCGUAAUUUAUAAACUCUGUCCAGAAUUUUAUCCUGGGAGUCCGAUGAAUCACGAUAUGUUUCAUGUUUGAAAUGUAUUUGUAAAAAAUAACGAGCUGCAAAUAAUAAUAAACGUUUUUUAAACUUA
Molecule: messenger RNA, 558 nt
Organism: Gasterosteus aculeatus aculeatus (three-spined stickleback)
Lineage: Eukaryota; Metazoa; Chordata; Actinopteri; Perciformes; Gasterosteidae
Product: cytochrome c oxidase subunit 7A2, mitochondrial-like
Biological process (GO): regulation of oxidative phosphorylation; mitochondrial respirasome assembly; mitochondrial electron transport, cytochrome c to oxygen
Cellular component (GO): respiratory chain complex IV
Source: RefSeq, a predicted model, not a curated record